Neodiprion virginianus is the source of this 612-nucleotide messenger RNA. RefSeq lists its product as uncharacterized. NCBI's taxonomy places the organism in Eukaryota, Metazoa, Arthropoda, Insecta, Hymenoptera, Diprionidae. The record is from RefSeq and is a predicted model, not a curated record. Bases 1 to 612 code for a protein of 203 amino acids. The transcript has 2 exons.
AUGAGCAAUAGUCGAAUGACACGCUCUCGUCGAAGGGAAAGUGGCGGAAAAGAACCUUUCAUUAUGGAAAAUCCGCGGGUCCCCGAGACAAUCUCAUCACUUUUAGUGGACCCUCUUCCAAUUCCUUCGGCGGCCUCUCAGAUUGAUCUGCUGAAGAUCAUGUCCCAACAACAAGAAGCCGCUGAACGUCAUCAACAGCAACUUCUUCAGCUGCUUCUUGAUCAACAAGAGCAGCGAAAGCAAGAACUCGUCAAUCAACGAGAACAACGAGAAAGGGAACUUGCCUCCCAGUUGGAGCAGCGGAGGCUUGAUAGAGAAGCUCAAGAACGAUCCGAGACCAGUCUUCAUGAACUGUUCCGGACGACUGUGGCAGCUCUUCAGGCUGUCCAUCAGGUGAACGGCUCAGGAGAACCGGCCGUCACCCCUCGAGGUUCCAGAGUCGUUAUUCCGCUUCCCUCUCCUGUUCCCGUUCCCGCUGUUCGGGAGGUCCAACAUCCAGGACCGUUCCAGGAUGUUCGAGACUCAAGUUUUCACCCUUCAGACAAGAAGGCGAGGCCCUUCGAUGGUCAGCCGUUGACUCAAGAUAUUUUCUUCAGUUCACGGGUCCGCUAA